Apus apus (common swift) is the source of this 3588-nucleotide messenger RNA. It is a transcript of the gene PYGB, whose product is annotated as glycogen phosphorylase B. The record is from RefSeq and is a predicted model, not a curated record. NCBI's taxonomy places the organism in Eukaryota, Metazoa, Chordata, Aves, Apodiformes, Apodidae. The coding region runs from base 102 to 2633 and encodes 843 amino acids. Gene Ontology annotation, biological process: glycogen catabolic process. Gene Ontology annotation, cellular component: cytoplasm. Gene Ontology annotation, molecular function: pyridoxal phosphate binding; glycogen phosphorylase activity. The transcript has 20 exons.
GGCGCAGGCGCGGCAGCCCCGGCCCCGGUGCGGCGGAGGCGGCGGAGGAGGAGGGUGCGGGACGGAAGAGGAGGGUGCGGGACGGAGGAGGAGGGUGCGGGAUGGCGGCGCCGCUGAGCGACGGGGAGCGGCGGAAGCAAAUCAGCGUGCGGGGGAUCGCGGGGCUGGGGGACGUGGCGGAGGUGCGGAAGAGCUUCAACCGGCACCUCCACUUCACCCUCGUCAAGGACCGCAACGUCGCCACGCCCCGCGACUACUACUUCGCUCUGGCCCACACGGUGCGCGACCACCUGGUGGGGCGCUGGAUCCGCACCCAGCAGCACUACUACGAGCGGGACCCCAAGCGCAUUUACUACCUGUCCCUGGAGUUCUACAUGGGCCGCACUCUGCAGAACACCAUGGUGAAUCUGGGCCUGCAGAACGCUUGUGAUGAAGCUAUUUACCAGCUGGGUUUGGACUUGGAGGAGCUGGAAGAAAUCGAAGAAGAUGCUGGGCUGGGAAAUGGAGGCUUGGGCCGACUGGCAGCUUGCUUCCUAGACUCCAUGGCCACGCUGGGGCUGGCGGCGUAUGGCUACGGCAUCCGCUACGAGUUCGGUAUCUUCAAUCAGAAGAUUGUCAACGGCUGGCAGGUGGAGGAGGCCGAUGACUGGCUGCGCUACGGCAAUCCCUGGGAGAAGGCCCGCCCGGAGUACAUGCUCCCCGUGCAGUUCUACGGCCGCGUGGAGCACACCCCUGAGGGGGUGAAGUGGGUCGACACCCAGGUUGUCCUUGCUAUGCCUUAUGACACACCAGUGCCAGGAUACAAGAACAACACUGUAAACACCAUGAGGCUGUGGUCUGCAAAAGCACCCAAUGACUUCAACCUCCAAGAGUUCAACGUGGGUGACUACAUCGAGGCGGUGUUGGACAGAAACCUGGCCGAAAACAUAUCCCGAGUUCUGUACCCAAAUGACAACUUCUUUGAAGGCAAGGAGCUGCGGCUGAAGCAGGAGUACUUUGUGGUGGCUGCCACCCUCCAAGACAUCAUCCGCCGCUUUAAGUCCUCCAAAUUUGGCUGUCGAGACCCUGUGAGAACAUGUUUUGAAACCUUCCCAGACAAGGUGGCUAUUCAGCUAAAUGACACCCACCCUGCCCUGUCCAUCCCAGAGCUCAUGCGGAUUUUGGUGGAUGUGGAGAAAGUGGACUGGGACAAGGCCUGGGAGAUCACGAAACGGACCUGUGCCUACACCAACCACACCGUGCUGCCUGAAGCCCUGGAGCGCUGGCCCGUCUCUAUGUUUGAAAAGCUGCUGCCACGUCACCUAGAGAUCAUUUACGCCCUCAACCAAAUGCAUCUGGACCGGGUGGCAGCUCUCUACCCAGGGGACAUUGACCGUCUCCGGAGGAUGUCGGUGAUCGAGGAAGGAGACUGCAAACGUAUCAACAUGGCGCACCUCUGUGUGAUCGGCUCCCAUGCAGUCAACGGCGUGGCCCGCAUCCACUCGGACAUCGUGAAGAACUCCGUGUUCAAGGAUUUCUAUGAGCUGGAGCCUGAGAAGUUUCAGAACAAGACAAACGGGAUCACGCCAAGGCGCUGGCUCCUGCUGUGCAACCCAGGACUGGCUGAUGUGAUUGCUGAGAAAAUUGGGGAAGGCUUUAUCACAGAUCUGAGCCAGCUGAAGAAGCUACUGGACUUCAUCAAUAAUGAGGCUUUUAUCAGGGAUGUGGCAAAAGUCAAACAGGAGAACAAGCUGAAGUUUGCAGCCUACCUGGAGGAGCAGUACAAGGUCAAGAUCAACCCCUCAUCCAUGUUCGAUGUUCAGGUCAAGCGAAUCCAUGAGUACAAGCGGCAGCUGCUGAACUGCCUGCAUGCCAUCACCCUCUACAACCGCAUCAGAAGUGAUCCAUCCAAAUCCUUUGUGCCCAGGACUAUUAUGAUCGGAGGAAAGGCGGCCCCUGGCUACCACAUGGCCAAGAUGAUCAUCAAACUCAUCACGUCCAUCGGCGAGGUCAUCAACAAUGAUCCUUACGUGGGGGACAGGCUCAAGGUCAUCUUCCUGGAGAACUACCGAGUAUCCUUGGCUGAGAAGGUGAUCCCAGCAGCAGAUCUCUCCCAGCAGAUCUCCACAGCUGGCACAGAGGCCUCUGGUACUGGCAACAUGAAGUUCAUGGUGAACGGGGCCCUCACCAUUGGUACUAUGGAUGGGGCCAAUGUGGAGAUGGCUGAGGAGGCCGGCGAGGAAAACCUCUUCAUCUUUGGCAUGCGGGUGGAGGACGUGGAGGCCCUGGAUCGCCAAGGGUACAAAGCGCAGGAGUACUACGAGCGCCUGCCGGAGCUACGACAGGCUAUCGACCAGAUCAGCAGUGGGUUUUUCUCCCCUCGAGACCCCGGUUGCUUCAAGGAUGUUGUGAACAUGCUCAUGAACCACGACAGGUUUAAGGUGUUUGCUGACUAUGAGGCCUACAUUAAAUGCCAAGGCGAAGUGGACCAGCUGUUCAUGGACCCCCGAGAGUGGACUAAGAAAGUCAUCAGGAACAUUGCAUGCUCGGGCAAGUUCUCCAGUGACAGGACCAUCACGGAGUAUGCCCGGGAUAUCUGGGAUGUGGAGCCAUCUGCCACAAAAAUCCCCCCACCCAACCUCCCCCGGGAUUGAUGCAAGCACAGAGGGAAGGAAAGAGGGAUGGGUUCCCAGUCCAGGAGGCCUCACCUGCAUUUCACCACCAAUCAGAUGGGCUUGGCUCUGCAGAAACAAGGCCUUUCCCUCAGUGGGGGGGCUUGGAAGGAUACUCUGAGAAGGAGCCCUGACUGAGGAACAGAACUGGGGGGGAGAAAGGACCCUGUGUUUGUACCCAUGUAUCCAGCCUGCAUGUGCUGCAUAGUGCUUUUAGUGAGAUGAUGACAGAGAAGUCUUCCACAGCUGUGCUCCAUGCUUAACAAGGGUUUUCCCACUAAAUCCUCCUCUCUCCCCCUGCAUGAAGCCUGAUCUGGCCUCCUUGACCCUGGCCCACAAGCAGGUUUAGCCAGCAGAGAGCAUCUUGCCUCCUUCUCCAGUGGGUCUGCCAGCCCCAAAGCUAGGGGAAGGAGAGGCCACCAUCUGCUCCUCUGGUCCCCCUCAUUCCCCAGUAACGCCUAGAGAAGUUGGGGCUGGCUGGCAAAGCAGCUGGCCCCAGUGCAAGCACCAAUGUCAAAUGCUACGUGCCACAUGAAGAAGAGAGAGCCUGAGAUCAGCAACUUCCUUGCCACAGAGCUUGCUGUAGCCACCUUCUACACUUCUUUGUUAACCAAAAGCCCAGUAACCGAGCCACUUUAGUGAUGUUUAACGUCCAUGUCUACAUAGAGAGGGUUGUACCUGCCACUGCCAUCUGAGUGGCUGACUGUGCUGGGCCCAUGGGCCCCAAGCAUACUCUUGGCUCUCCAGACACAGCUGUAUGCUGGGUGCAACCCAAGGGGUGAACAUAUGUCACAUCCUUUGUGUCCUUCCACAGCUGGGUCACACUGUUGUCGCUGUGUCCCUCCCAGUGCUGGGGUCAGAGUUUAACACCCAUAGUGCUCUGUAGUGCACCAGUACUCCCCUGUGUGACACCAACUCAUUAAAACAAGUACACAUA